Sus scrofa (pig) is the source of this 1293-nucleotide messenger RNA. RefSeq names its product potassium two pore domain channel subfamily K member 16 (gene KCNK16). NCBI's taxonomy places the organism in Eukaryota, Metazoa, Chordata, Mammalia, Artiodactyla, Suidae. The record is from RefSeq and is a predicted model, not a curated record. Gene Ontology annotation, cellular component: plasma membrane. Gene Ontology annotation, biological process: potassium ion transmembrane transport; stabilization of membrane potential. Gene Ontology annotation, molecular function: potassium ion leak channel activity; outward rectifier potassium channel activity.
UCCCGCCUCUCCUCCCACAGCCAGCCCCAGGGCCCUGGCAGAGUCCUGGGCACACCAUGCCCCACGCUGGGCUCUGCCCCUGCUGGGGUGGCCGGGUGCUGCCCCUGCUGCUGGCCUACGUCUGCUACCUGCUGCUCGGAGCCACCAUCUUCCAGCUGCUGGAGAAGCAGGCAGAGGCUCAGUCCAGGGACCAGUUUCAGUUUGAGAAGCUGCGUUUCCUGGAGAACUACACCUGCCUGGACCAGCAGGCCCUGGAGCAGUUUGUGCAGGUCAUCAUGGAAGCCUGGGUGAAGGGCGUGAACCCCAAAGGCAACUCCACCAACCCCAGCAACUGGGACUUCGGCAGCAGUUUCUUCUUUGCAGGCACGGUCGUCACCACCAUAGGAUACGGGAACCUGGCGCCCAGCACAGAGGCAGGCCAGGUCUUCUGUGUCUUCUAUGCCCUGGUGGGCAUCCCGCUCAACGUGGUCUUCCUCAACCACCUAGGCACAGGGCUGCGUGCCCACUUGACCGCCCUGGAGAGGUGGGAGGACCAGCCCAGACGCUCCCAGCUACUGCAGACCCUGGGCCUGGCCCUGUUCCUGGCCCUGGGGACGAUGCUUAUUCUCAUCUUCCCGCCCAUGGUCUUCAGCCACGUGGAGGGCUGGAGCUUCGGCGAGGGCUUCUACUUUGCCUUCAUCACUCUCAGCACCAUCGGCUUCGGAGACUAUGUCGUCGGCACAGACCCCAGCAAGCAUUACAUCUCGGUGUACAGGACCUUGGCGGCCAUCUGGAUCCUCAUGGGCCUGGCGUGGCUGGCACUGGUCCUCCCACUGGGCCCCCUGCUUCUUCACAGGUGCUCCCAGCUCUGGCUGCUCAGCAGAGGCCUUGGCCUCAAGGAAGGGGGAGCCCCCGAAACCGAUGGGCUCCCCAGACCUCAGAAGAUUCCCAUCUCUGCAUGAGGACCCCCCAGUGGCCUCAGGAGCCCCUCCCAGCAUCCCCAGCCCACCCCAUGUGCCCUCUGGACAUCCUGGCCCAGCUCCUUCUUUGCAACCCACUCACUUCCCAGCACAGAGCAAGGAGACAGGCGUGUCCAAGAAAGUACGAGAAAGGAGAUGCAGAGGCAGAAUGGGAGACAGAUAUGUGUGGAGCAAGAUGUUGUCCCAGGGCCCCUCCCUCAAAAGUGACCUGGAAAAGCUCAGAGUUCCUGUGUUGACUUGGUGAUAACAAACCUGACCAGUAUCCUGGCCUCGCUUAGUGGGUUAAGGAUCUGGUGUUGCCUGAGCUGUGGUGUAGGUUCCAGACAUGGCUGAG